Solanum stenotomum is the source of this 1524-nucleotide messenger RNA. RefSeq lists its product as uncharacterized. Gene Ontology annotation, cellular component: cytoplasm; nucleus. The record is from RefSeq and is a predicted model, not a curated record. The coding region runs from base 83 to 808 and encodes 241 amino acids. The transcript has 8 exons. Lineage: Eukaryota; Viridiplantae; Streptophyta; Magnoliopsida; Solanales; Solanaceae.
UAAUAUAGCAGCAUAAGAAAAAGUGUUGCAAAUUAAAGGGAUAAAUUUGUAAAACAUCAAAUUAGAGGUUUCCAACGGCGGCAUGGUAGAUAACGGGGACGACGGCGAACCGGCGGGUACGUCUCCGGCUGAAGAAGUAAUGACUACUUUUUCUCGCCACCAUUUCGGAAGUUCUGAAGACACCGCCGAUGGCUUCUCCGUCACCAUUAUCGAGAACAUGAAAGAAGAGUACGGUUUGUUCGUAUGGCCUUGCAGUAUUAUUCUAGCCGAGUACGUAUGGCAACAAAAGUCGCGCUUUACUAGCGCAUCUGUGGUUGAGCUUGGGGCAGGGACCUCGUUGCCUGGGCUAGUUGCUGCAAAAGUGGGUGCAGAUGUGACGCUGACUGACGAUUCAAACAGAUCAGAGGUGCUCACUCAUAUGAGAAGACAGUGUGACUUAAAUGCUAUCAAAUGCAAGAUACACGGACUUACAUGGGGUGUGUGGGGUACACAAACCUUCUGUCUGUGCCCAAACAUUAUCCUUGGAGCUGAUGUCCUAUAUGACAGUUGUGCCUUUGAUGAUCUUUUUGCAACUGUGGCAUUUUUACUCCAGAGUAGUCCAUCAUCCGUUUUUAUUACUACAUAUCACAACAGAAGUGGGCAUCACCUAAUUGGAUUUUUGAUGGUGAAAUGGGGCCUGAAGUGUGUUAAGCUUCUUGAUGGGUUCUCAUUCAUGCCAUCUUACAAGACGUCUAGUUUGAGUGGUAACAUUCAAUUGGCUGAGAUUGUUUUGGACACAGCUAACGGAGACGAGAAAAAACUGAUGUAACUGAAUUCAAGCGUGAUGGUGCUAAGUAUUAGGUUCUGCUGACGUAUUUUACUUCCUCCACUGGGGAAAUUUAUCAUCACCAGUGCAUCUAUCGCAGCAAAGGCUGAAGUAUAUGUGCAUGAGACUAUGCUGGGGCAAAGAGCUUCAAUUGCUUUCUUUGCAUUAUCAAUGACAUAGGAUGCAUGCAAAGAAACAUUAGGAGGACCAUCUUUUUCUGCCAAGUUUUUCCCUUGGAGUUCAGCAAAACCAAAGCAUCACAACCUGUCAAGAAGGUAAAAGGGGAUAAAAUCGUAAAAAGAAAAAGCAACGGGAGGGGGAAGUGUGAGAAAGUUUAACCAUUAUGGGAUUUUUAUAAUUGAAUAAGGUUUGUGGUUGUGUACUCGGAUGGCACUAUCAUGGAAAUGCUGCAGGCACUGUUUUGUCCUUCUUCGUGGCCUCCUCAACUGCUUGUUUGACUUGCCUCAGGGCAUGUGAGCUCAACAUGGUACAAAAUAAGACAUCGAUUCUUUAUGCCAAGUACAUAAGAAUGGCAAAGGCUAUUUAUAGGAAGAAGGCCAAAAGUUGUGUUAUUUUUUUGAAUUUGUUGAUUUGAAAUGGUUGGUUAAAAUAGUGAAUUUGGUUGCAGGCAUGUUUGCUACAAGUUGUGGAGAGCGUUUAAGUUUCUAUUGUUAGUAGAUAUAUCAUGUUACUUUUGUCUGCCCACCUUUUUGCAGCUU